AUGAUGGCGACGGGGCUUCUCCGCUUCCACGUUCCUCUCCCUUGCUGUAGUCACUACGUCAAUCUCCCUUCCAACUCGUCGUCCAGUUUCUCCUCUGUUCUUCCCGUAACGGGUCUUCCAGCGGCGUCCUAUCGCUUCCAAGGUCCGUCAGUCCAUGGCCCGGGGGAACACGAACCCCAAUGCUACAGUGUUUUUGUAUGGGAUUUCACAAUGUCUGUGAUCUUGUGAAGAACAGUCGGAUUUGGGAGCUGAUGCCAUCUUCCUUUCUCUGUUGCACAUUAUUUCAGGUGGGAGGAUCGAGAUGAAGAAGAUAGCCCGGCAGAAUGUCAUCUUCUGCGCUUCUGGUAGUAGUUCUCUGAAGGAGGUCUGUCGGAGAAAAUUCCGCAAAAAUUAUGAAAUGCAGUUGAUAAUUUUGAAUAGAGAAAUAUAUCCGGGAAUUUUUUAUAUUUUAUAUUUUGUAUUUAUCAUGGUUAUCCAAAUGCAGAGUACUGUGGUAGUGAAGGAAAAGAGUGUCUCGGUGAUCCUUCUGGCAGGCGGGAAAGGGAAGCGAAUGGGGGUACUACAGCUUCUUUUGUUUGUUCUCCUUUACAGCUCCUUUUUCUAUUAGUCUCUCCGUUUCGGAGAAUUUCCCAAAAAUAGAAGAGUGCUGGUGCAUUCUAUUGUUUCCAUAGGCCUCAGGGCGAGCAGGAUGUCUUUCUUCGUUUCUCUCCGUUUCAUCUGUUGAAGAAUCAGAUACAAUUCCCUAUACCAAUUCAUUUGUCAGCAUUCUCAUCCGAGUCCAGAGAUGGAUAGUGUUUUGGAAAAAAAUGUUAACCAUUAAUAUAGUGAUCCUUGUUUACUCAUUCUACUUUCUUGUUGAAAGUCGUAACGUUCUUUACUGCAGGCUGAUAUCCCGAAGCAAUAUCUUCCACUCCUUGGUCAACCAAUUGCACUUUACAGGUAAAUUCUUGACAUACUCUUUACUUCACUAGUGCCUGUUAUCUGAAUGAAAAUAUUUUUUUCUCUGCAGCUUCAAUAUUUUAUCUUGCAUGAGUGAAGUGAAGGAAGUAAUUGUAGUAUGUGAUCCUUCAUACAGAGAGGUGUUUGAAGGUAUGGAAAAACACUUCGACCCUAUGCCCAUCUUGAAUAUUUCUUGUCCUUUAUGGUAUUCUCUUAACCUUUUCUCUUGUCAGUAUUUGAGUUCUAAAUUGAUGAGAUUUAUCCUUUAAUUUUGUUGAUACAUUGUAUGGUUUUUACUUGUUCACAGAUGCAGUAGAAUCACAUGCAGAGCUCAAAUUUGCACUGCCUGGGAAGGAGAGACAAGAUUCUGUGUUCAACGGGUUUCAGGUUCGAUUGGAACCUAUAAAUUUAUUCCAUAAUUUGACUGAAUAUUUGUCAUAGAAAUCCUCCCUUAUGAUCAAUGAUAAGUAAAGCUAAGCAACAGAUAUAUUCCUAUAAUGUUGUAUCACCCUUAUUAAAAGCCUGCUCCAUUUCAGGCCUUCAGAUGUCAAUAUCAAUGAAAUAUCUGUGAAAUUCAGAUGUAUUUGAAUAUCUAUGAAAUUGGUCCUUACCUUGCUUCAAAUUAAACUAUGUAUGAUGUCAAAGUAUGCCUUCCAAGAGUCCACAAUUUCUAUGGUUUCUUUUCCUUUUUCUGUGAUCUAUCUCAGAAUGUUGUUUUUAAACUUUGAACGUCCCAGGUUCAGGUUGUUAACAAACGUUAACUUUUAACCCAAUUUGCUAGUAUUCUAAAAUUCAAUCCUUCAAUCCUUCUAGUAUCCAAUUUUCAGAUGAGCUUCAGCGUCUUGCAAUGUUUAGCCAAUAAUCAUUCAAUUCUGUUAAUCCAAUGAGCUGAAGUUCAUGGAUAAUAUAUCUUGUUGUCUUCCAUUUCAUUGAUGUGAAUUAAAAUGUGGCAGUGUUGACCUUAAAGUCCCUUUUGAUGUCAUAUCAUCCAGUUACUCAGCGGGGUCAUCUACCUUUUUUUACAGGAAAUUGACAGAAGUGCUCAACUUGUUUGCAUCCAUGAUUCAGCAAGACCUCUGGUAUUGUUUGAAGAUAUCAGAAAGGUAUUUCUGAUUCAUCUGAUUUGACAGGCUUCGGUCCCAAAGUCAUUCCCACGAGUCCUGAAUGUGAUAUUCCCAGAAAAUUUUUUGGUACAUCCUUUGAUAACUAAUCUGUAUGAACCAGGUAGUUUGGCUCGAAGACAUUGUAACUCCAUGUGAUUGUUUCAAUCAAUGUUUAGUUUGUCUUAUGGUAUUGUCAUCCUGGAGGUGAAGACUCCAAGAAUAAAAUAUCACAUGCGUUAUAUUCUGAAAGAAAUACUUUUAAGGUAUUAACUGUAUUGAAAUUGGUAUUUGUAUGUCUCCUUUGAAAAUUUCAUGUUUCCUCCAUCUUUUGCUUUCUUUUUUCGAAAUUUUUGUAUCACGAAUAUAGAGAUGUAAAUUAAUCCAACAGGCUGUUAGGUGACAUUCGUAAUAGAAAGGACUCUGUAGUGACAACUGUACAACAAGCCAGAGUUAUUGAAAAUUAGUGGCAUACAGGUUCUUUUAAUAGAAAAGGCUUUUUAACUGAAGAAUUCAGGAUAGAAAGGGUUUCACAUCUGUUGCCGUUUCUAAAUAACUUUCAUGUUUUUUUUUUGGAUUUAUCCUCGUUUUAUUAAUUCUAUAUGGAAUAUGUAGCACGAUUUUACAAUUAUGUGUUAAAUAGUGAUGCUUAUUUUAAUUUAUUACAUUUUCCUUUGGUCGAUAAAACAUCAUGUAUUUUUCCUCAUUAUCAUGGGCAUUUACGUCAAUUGAAAUUUCAAUAAAAUGCCUUUUCAGGUAAUGUUUAAAAUUCCUUAUUGCUAUCGGCCAUAUGGAUAUGUUGCUGUGUAUUUCUUUAUUCUGUAGAAUCUUAUCAAUUUAAUGUGUUUUGAUGCAUUCUCAUUGUCAGGUUCUAGUUGACGGUUUGCUGAAUGGGGCAGCUGUUCUUGGUGUUCCUGUCAAGGCUACGAUCAAGGAAGUAUGUAGCUCAAAAUCGGAUUGUUCCAUUACCAUAAGCGCAAUGUUGAUUCCAAAAGAUGCAUAUGCGAACUACGACAUCUGUUAGCGUUUUUCUUAAAACUAAAUUUUAAGUUAAAUUUCAUCAUGCAGGGAUUUAUUUAGUAAUUUAUGUUGGAAUGAUGUUUGGUAGUUAUUUACAAUUCCUUUUUAUUUCUAGAAGCAGAUGAUAACUCUGCUAGUUGAAACCUUGGGGCUUAAUUUUAUGUGCUAGGUACCAUUUCUCAAUAUUCUUGAUUAAGAAAUUUUAGUUCCUAUCUCUUUGGUACAUUUAGAAGCUGUGGUUAGAAGCUCUUCAGGAAUGCAUGCUUUAUCUUCCUGAGAGCUCGCUAGCUAUAUACAUCUAAGUACUGUUUAUGCUUCUCUGAUUUAGUGAAAAUCAAAGGUGAAUGGUGAAGUUGACAUCACAGCUAUAAUAUCAGUAGAAGAUGCAAUGAGUUGCCCAUAAAGUUGGUGGAUCGAGUGUCCAAUCUUGUUGUAGGUUGCUCAUAUGCGAGUUGGUUCCCCAGGUUAUUCGGUGUAUUUAGUUUGAAUUAAUUUUUGAGAUCACAUCCUUAGAAUCAGAAUGCAUGUUACCUUGUCUUCACCUCCUGUUAAAAGGGAUGACAUAACUGACCUCAUUCCUGUUGUUACUGUGCAGGCUAACAGCGAGUCCUUUGUAGUUAAGACACUUGACAGAAAAACACUAUGGGAAAUCCAAACCCCUCAGGUUAUUCACAUAGAUUUUUAUCUCAUUUUUUUUGAUAGAUUUGCUUGUUUUAUAGUUUCUGAUGCAUGACUACCCCACUUUAUUAGGUUAUCAAACCUGAUUUGCUGAGGGAUGGCUUUGAGCUUGUGUACAGGUGCUAUCUGUUUUUACAAAUGUCGAAUUGAAGUAUUGUGGUUAAUAAAGAUUGUUUCAAUUUCCUGCUUCUUGUUUCAUAAAUGAAUGCCUACCUACGUGAACUCAUCCUGGAUCUCCUGUUAGGCAAACAUCAUUCUUCCUUAUUUUAUUCUAAGGAUGAGCUAGAGGAAAAAGAUGGCACUGAUUCCUAACUUAUCUGGGCCUCCUAAGUGAGCCACAACUUUUCUUCAUGGAAGAGAAUCUAAUUUUGUGAACAUGAAUUUGCAUUCCUGUGAACAAGUGCUCUUGUUGACAAAUUGAAAUUCACCAUGUUUCCACAAAGAAGAUCUCAAAGGCAAAAAUGCAUAUUCGCAUAGGUUUGCAUUCACUUAUGCCAAUCUGCAUUCAAGAAGAGAAUGUUCAAUCAUUCAUGCAAAAGUUCGUAUAUUGUACAGUAAAUUUGUAAAUUUAAUUCAGAAUAUAUUUUUCUUAGAAUAUGUUCUUUAUUAAUUAAUUUAUUCUGUGUUUUUUAAAAUUUCAUUUUUAUAUUUCUGCUUAACUUUGUCUUGUCUUUUAUAUUGUAACAUUGUUUAUAUGAAGUAAGUCUAGAUAUAUUCUAUUUUUUUAAUAUUUAUUUAUGAUGUGCUUAGGGACUUAUUGUCACUAAUUAUUUAAUGAAAUGAUUUUAUGGUCAUCGGAAUUACACCCCUCAUGUUGUAUGUGAUAAUAUUUGUGUUCGUUUAUCCCCAUAUUAUUGGCAUUAAUCAUUUAUCUACAGACGCAUACAUUUCAUCUCCAGUUUUGGCCUAUUUAGAAAAUAUUCUGAUAGAACCCUGAACCGGAAUAACAAGAAUAACAUAAGAGAGGAUCAAGCAAUAGGAGAAGUAAGAAGCUUAGGACCCUCGAAGGAACUCUAGGCGACUGAAAGGUGGUCGUUCAGGAGGGCCAACAAUCUCCCCUGCUGCAACAACAUCCCCAUCUGCCCUGGCUCAACCCAAUACCUUCCCCAUACUGGGGAAAUGACUUAAUAGCCCUUUUUAAUUGGUCCUGAGAUAGUUGUUGGGGUUUUUUCUCCUUCUGGAGUAGAGUAGGCUCACCAGUGGCCUAUCAUAUUCUAACUUUGGUCUUGCCUGGGUAUCAUCUCAUGCCUCAGCUUCUCACCAGGAAAUGAGAACUGCCGAUAACUGCAGUAGUUGCUUUAAAAAGCCAUAGUUUUUGUGAUAAUUAGACAGGUUGGAAAACAUGGACUGAAACAGAGGAAUGUUUCCUCUGUCACGACGAUAGAGGGAAGGAUUGGUGGAAACCGUCUCAACUACUCAUUAAUAUCUAACACCCCUUAAAUAGGGAGGGAACGCUUCAUACUCUUUUCCGAGAUACCCUCAGUCCUUUAUGGCAUUCCCUUAUGAAUUGAAACUUCCAACAUGACACAUGAAGAUCUUGAUUUCUUCAGCUAUUUUCUAUGAUUGGCCUGGCUGACACACUAGCGUUCUAUUAACUUUUAGUUCAUCUGUACGGAAAUUUUUUAAUCAUUAGCCGGCCUGAAACACACGCACAGAGAUCCAAAAUCUAUAGACUGUCUUUUUCCUCGUCUUAGAAUGAGACAAAACUUGAAAAGUGUAUUUAAUAUGGUUUUGGACUUGUGAAAACUAUAAGGGAAGAAAGUUUGUAGCUAUCUGACUUCAUUCUAGAUUUCAAAGCAUUCGACAAAAGAAAAAAAGUAGACCUUUUUCUCGAAAAUUAUUCUUUUAGACUGUGUUUUUAGCUUUAUUCACUGAUGUGUUUUGUCUAUUUCCCUUGCCAUUUGCUGUAUAAGCAUCUCCCUCACAUCUGAUGGGCCAUACCUUGAUUGCAUUCAUUUUCCUCAUUUAAUGAAAUCAUAUAUUUGAUUUGGAAAGAAUGAGCCAAUUAGCAAAUAUUGUAUUAGUGUGAUAAACCCUCAUUUCAAUGUUAUGCAUGCUCCUUCUUAGUUUGGCAAAUGAUAUAAUUGUAGAACACCUGCGUUUGCCAACAAUUGGCUGCAGGAUGAGGUACUAGUGCUAGAAGCACCUCAUUUUAAUGCUGUGCCUGACUGUGUUAGGUCAAUGUGGGUCCUCAUCUUUUUUUAUCAUAGAAUACAUUUUGCGUGUUUAUGAUGACGCUGGCGAGGCAGACAUCAUAUGAAUCCCAGCUCAGAUCUAAUCAUUUUUAACUUCAUCUCGGAUACACCUUGUGAAUCCCAGCUCAGAUAUAAUCAUUUUUGACUUCAUCUCAGAUACACCUUGUGAAUCCCAGCUCAGAUCUAGCCAUUUUUUACUUCCAUCUCGGGUACACCUUAUGAAUCCCAGCUAAUAUCUAAUCAUUUUUUACUUCAUCUCGGGUACACCUUAUGAAUCCCAGCUCAGAUCUGAUCAUUUAUGGGCAAUGUUAACCUUCAGACUUGGAAACCUUUUCAAAGGAGCCACUAAUAGUUACUAGUUUCAAGCAUUAACUCCAUGAUUCAGUUUCGAGAAGUUCAUUUCGUUUGUCCUCUUUGCAAAGAUUAUUCUUAGGAAGUUUUUCAUAAAUUCGCACUGCAAUGAUUUCAUGAUUUCCAGAGUAUCAAUUUAAAGGAUGUUUGAAUUAUUUCUAUUUUUCUGUACAGGGAAGGACUGGAAGUCACUGAUGAUGUAUCGAUUGUGGAGCACCUUAAACAUCCUGUGUACAUAACUGAAGGAUCUUAUACAAAUCUCAAGGUAUUGAGUUAGGAAGUGACACAUGCAUAACUGUCUUGAAUUUCACUCUGAGUUUUGGAUGGGUUGGGAUUUUCGUCAGAUAUUUAUAGAACUGGUAGAACAGCACACUGCUGAUCCUGGUCCAGAUUGGAUCUUCCCUGAUCCGAGCUAAUUCAUCUAGAUCAACUCAGAUGAGAAAAAAACACCAGAUCUAAUUUGUCUAUUGGCUAGGUGGAAUUUGGAUCAGCCUCUCCCAUGGACAAUGAACUGUACCCAAGUAGUGAGGAAGAUGUGUACCAAACUUUGUUAGUUUUGGAUUGUUUUUUUGGCAAACGCAUGUAUUUCCUUACCAAUAUUUUUGAUCAAUUCACUGAUUUUUCUUGCAGGUCACUACCCCAGAUGAUUUAUUACUUGCAGAGAGAAUCUUGAAUUCUUGA
Spirodela intermedia is the source of this 6964-nucleotide messenger RNA. The record is from the annotation of a GenBank genome assembly. NCBI's taxonomy places the organism in Eukaryota, Viridiplantae, Streptophyta, Magnoliopsida, Alismatales, Araceae.